UCUCUAUAUAUAUACCCUGUCCUUUCUUCUACUUUCCCCCACAAGCCCACAACCCCUUAUCCCUCCUUUGCAAAGCAUUUUGCUUUUGCUUUGGUUGUUCUCCUCUAUUUGAUGCACUAUAAAUAUUCCAACAUGGGUUGCUUGCUUCUUCUACUCAGCUGAACAAAAACUCAGAGCUGUUAUCUUUGGGUUUAUUUAGUUAUUUUUCAUCCUUUUUGGAGAUGGAGAAGCCAAGCUUUGUCAGGAGUGGAGGGAUGGUGAAAUUGCCUAUUGGGUUCAGGUUCCACCCCACUGAUGAAGAGCUGGUGGUGCACUAUUUGAAACGAAAGGCCCUCUCUUUUCCGUUGCCUGCUUCAGUCAUUCCUGAGUUUGACGUUUUCCUAACCAAUCCUUGGGAUUUGCCUGGUGAUGUGAAGGAGAGGAGAUAUUUUUUCAGCAGUGGGAAGGGGUUUGGGAACAAAUGCAGAAGAGUAACCGGCUGUGGUUACUGGAAGGCUAUUGGCAAAGACAUACAAAUUGUAGCUUCCGGGAGCAGCAGAGCAGUGGGGAUGAAGAGAACUCUGGUUUUCUAUGAAGGAAAGCUUGGGGUGGGGACGAGAACCCAAUGGGUGAUGCAUGAAUAUCGCCUUGUGGGUCUUGGAACAGCUCCAAGUUCAACCCAGAAAUGUGUGGAGGAAAUGGAAGAUUGGGUUGUAUACAGGGUGUUUCAGAAGAGGAGAAGACCAAAGAGACAUGGGGUCAGUUCCCAGCCCUCUACCAACAACAACAACAAAGCUCAGAGCAUCAUUGAUUUGGUGGUGGAAAACAGCUCUGAUCCAGGUCCCCCUCAGCCUUAUUCACCAUCAUCUUCAAGUGAAAUCAGUGAGCUCUCUGGUGUGGGUUUAGAUCAGGAACAGGAAGGGAGCAGUGCUUACUCAUGUUUUUCUUCAUCUUCAUAUAUGAGAGAGCACUGAACACCACUUUGAUAGGCUGCUUGUAUCAGUUGAUGUUCAGCUAUUGUGCCACCAAUGAAAUGACCACAAAAUGAAAAGACAUUUUAACUGUUCUAGAGGUAUUGUGGUUUGCAAGCAAACCCAAGAUUUCCAAUCAAUAUUAUUAUUCCUUUCUUAUGUGCUUUUAACA
Messenger RNA from Vitis riparia (riverbank grape), 1122 nucleotides. Its product is annotated as NAC domain-containing protein 83-like. The record is from RefSeq and is a predicted model, not a curated record. Gene Ontology annotation, molecular function: DNA binding. Gene Ontology annotation, biological process: regulation of DNA-templated transcription. Bases 222 to 953 code for a protein of 243 amino acids. The transcript has 3 exons. Lineage: Eukaryota; Viridiplantae; Streptophyta; Magnoliopsida; Vitales; Vitaceae.